UCUAGACAUCUAUCUGACCAGUCCCGACAUUUGUGCUUACUACUAUCUCUCACACACACAUCAACUAUACUCUAUAUCUAUACAUUUCAUUUCUCAACAAAACUUCAUCAAAGAUAGUGCCCCAUGAACCCCCACAAACAAACCCUUUUCAGUUAUGACCGUCAAAUAUGGAAACAAGAUCAUAGAACACAGAAGAAUAUCAUAGGUGCAUCAUCAUCAUCUUCAAAUAACUCUUCAUCUUUAGCUGAUUUCCAUGGCAGCAGAAACUACAACAAUCUGCUUGAAGAUGACGAUCUAGUCUCUACUGUAGUACCUGCUGUUACGGUUGUGCUGGAGGGCCGUUCGAUCUGCCAACGCAUCAGUCUGCAUAACCAUGAUAGCUACCAGAGUCUCGCUGUGGCUCUACGGCAGAUGUUUGUGGAUUGCACCGACGAGGACGGUGGCGGUGAUCGUCAUCUUGAUCUGUCUAAUGCCAUUCCCGGUCAUGUUAUUGCAUAUGAAGACAUGGAAAAUGAUCUUCUUCUUGCUGGUGAUCUUACCUGGAAAGAUUUUGUACGUGUGGCAAAGAGAAUUCGGGUGCUUCCGGCAAAGGGGAACUCAAGGAAGAGAAGUAUAAGCUAGCUUCAACAUCAAAACAUGAAACAUGGUUAAUCAUGAUUUGGAGUACUUUGUUAAUUAAUUAUUGUGAGUUAAUUAAUCUAAUUGAAAGUACACGUAAAGUUGUGCUUUGUAUGAAUAAAAUGUCGCGUUUUCCC
Messenger RNA from Lathyrus oleraceus (garden pea), 755 nucleotides. Its product is annotated as auxin-responsive protein IAA33. The coding region runs from base 124 to 621 and encodes 165 amino acids. Gene Ontology annotation, biological process: regulation of DNA-templated transcription. The transcript is spliced from 2 exons. NCBI's taxonomy places the organism in Eukaryota, Viridiplantae, Streptophyta, Magnoliopsida, Fabales, Fabaceae. The record is from RefSeq and is a predicted model, not a curated record. Gene Ontology annotation, cellular component: nucleus.